This is a messenger RNA of Musa acuminata AAA Group (dessert banana), 345 nucleotides long. RefSeq names its product stress-response A/B barrel domain-containing protein At5g22580. The coding region runs from base 1 to 345 and encodes 114 amino acids. The record is from RefSeq and is a predicted model, not a curated record. The transcript is spliced from 2 exons. NCBI's taxonomy places the organism in Eukaryota, Viridiplantae, Streptophyta, Magnoliopsida, Zingiberales, Musaceae.
AUGGGACACAUCAAGCAUUUAGUUCUCGCCAAGUUCAAGGAUGGAGCGGCGGUGGAGGAGCUGCUGCAAGGCUUGCAGAAUCUUGUCUCGGAGAUCGACGUUAUCAAAUCCUUCGAAUGGGGAGAGGACGUGCUCAAGGACGAGAGGCUCGGCCAAGGCUUCACUCAUGCUUUCCUGUUGAGCUUUGGGAGCGCUGAAGACCUUGCCGCCUACAUAAAGCACCCCAGCCAUGUGGAGUACGGGAAGGCAUUCCGUGCAGCCAUUGACAAGGUCUUGGCCAUUGAUUUCCCGGUGGUUGCCAAAGAGAUUAGUGCUGGACGCAAAAAGUAUGCUUCGAAUAUAUAG